AUGCGGCAACAGCAGCACCUUAACCUCAAAGAGAGGAUGAUCGCGCUUCAAAAUGCACAAACCAUGCGUGAGCAAGCAGCUAGAAGAAAGGUAGAGUUUACUAACUCUAACGCUUCUUGCUGUAAAACAAGAAGUACACCAAUCGCAGCAAACAUGAGAGCAAGAAAACAAACGCAUCAUCGAAGAGAAUAUUCAGGGUAUAGAAGCGCUCACCAAAGAGCCCCACCAGGAUAA
This is a messenger RNA of Dictyostelium discoideum AX4, 234 nucleotides long. RefSeq lists its product as hypothetical. Lineage: Eukaryota; Evosea; Eumycetozoa; Dictyosteliales; Dictyosteliaceae. The transcript has a single exon. Bases 1 to 234 code for a protein of 77 amino acids. The record is from RefSeq and is a predicted model, not a curated record.